Messenger RNA from Bursaphelenchus okinawaensis, 682 nucleotides. The record is from the annotation of a GenBank genome assembly. Lineage: Eukaryota; Metazoa; Nematoda; Chromadorea; Rhabditida; Aphelenchoididae.
AUGACGGCUUGCAAUUGUUUGCUUUUACUUUUUGUAAUUUUCUAUUCAACGUACGGUGAACCGACUACCAUCGAGGAGUCCCGUAAGUUUCUGACUUCAAGGAGAUGAGUCAGAUUGACUAAAAUACUUUUUUUAUAUACUAUAAUAUAACCUAACCUCCUUAGUAAACCAUUUUGGGUAGGCUAUUUCAUUGAGUAUUACAAAACAUCAAAUUUUCAAAAACAAGCUACCUUUAAAGCCACAUCCAUGUUUAGAAUGUCCAAUCGGUAAUAAGCAGUAUGUGAACGACCACUGCUACUGCUUCAUCUCCAGUAUCGACGAUGAUGAAAUCAAAACCAAGGUCUAUCUAAUCAAAAACCAAGACGCUUGUUCUGAUGACUUCUUCAGCUGGUGGUUGUUCACCUCGUGGCCUUUCUUCAUGGUUGGAAUAGUCCUCUUUGUCUUCGGAAUCCAGCUAUGGCUUAAGAAGCGCAGAUGUCCAAGAGAAGACCGUGAAGCUCCGGUUACAAGAUGCUACACAAACCGUCCUCCAGAAUACUCUGCCAUUUAUGAAUUGCCAAAAUACAGUGAUGAAUGUCCAGAAGGUGGAGUGAAUGUAUUGCACGUUGACGGUUUUGAUCAACAUAACUCUCCUCGAAAUGGCUGUACCCGUAACAACGAAAAGUUGCCCAACAAUGUUUGA